AUGCCUGGUGACGCUGGCCUCCUCCUGGGCGCUCCCGCCCUCCGUAAUGACACCGUCUUCCUUCGUCUCGUCGAGGAGACCGAAGACUACGCCUUCACCGUUGUCCUCGGCGAGCUGCUGAGCAAGCUCUGUGCCCCUGUGACGUCCACCGGACGUGUCACCUCAUCUCACCCUGACAUCCACAAGAAUGGCGGUUACUGCAACAUUACUGGCGGAUACUGCAUCGGUCGUCACCCCAACAAGAAGGGCAUUCCCAACCUUCCCUCUGCCCUCACCUCCCGUGUCCUCUCUCGCAUACAUGUCAAGAUCGUCGUCGACCGCACUGGCGCACUGUGGCUGAUGGAUCUCAAGAGCCUCCACGGUACCACUGUCAGCCGUGGCCCUCGCGAUAUCCCACUCAAUGCGUACUCUCCUUUCCGCCUGGAGGAGGGUGACGUGCUGAUUCUCGGCAAGCCCGUGAUCUCGCGUGACGGCGUGACUCACCUUCCGCUACGCGUGCGUGUCCAUUACACACUCACCCCACCCGUCAAGCCCGAUAUCGCCUUCCUUCCCGGCCCCAACUUGGCGGAGAACUUGAGCGACAUCACUCUCCAACCGCGCUCUCCCACACGUGGGUGGGGCAUACCCGUUACGUACGAAUCAGAACUCGACGACGAUGAGCUGGCGGCCGACAUUCGUCACGACGUCACCGUUGAUGACGACGGAGGGGACAGUAUCGUCGGCAUGGGCUCGCCUAAGAUUAUCAAGCUCGUCAUCCCGCCGGUGCAUGACGACACCGCUGACAGCGUCGCGUUCACUGGCUCGAGUCCCAAUCAUUCCCAGACCCAGACCUCCGUCUCUGCUCCUAAGAUUGCCUACAACCCCAUAACUGGUCACGACAUGUACAGCCCCGAGGAUGCUGCUGCUAUCCGCCAGUCGAUCCUCGCCAUCCCACCUUCCCAUGAAGAGAUGGGUGACGACCACUCCGAGCGGUCGUAUGGCGGUGUCAUGAUGGGUGAUGACCUCUCCGAACGCUCAUACAGUGACGACGAGAUGGAUGACGACCGCUCUGAGCACUCGUUUGAUGAAGACAGAGUCUCCGAGCGGUCGUUUGACGAAGAGAGAAUCUCUGAGCACUCGUACGACGACGACAGAGUUUUCGUGCAUUCGUUUGGCGUUGACGUAGUCUGCGAGCACCGGAAUGACGAGGGCGACUCCAUCAGCGAUAACGAGCACCGUCACAACGACUAUCUCGAGAGCGACGAAGACGGAAUGAGGGGCAAGGAGCGCAUGGGCGAUGUCGAAGCCGAGGACUCCGACGACGACAUGUCGGAGAACAUGGACUACAGUGAUGACGACCUAUCCGACCAUGAUGACGAGGGCUCGGAUGGCUCCGAUGACAACAUCUCCGUGCGCUCUGAUGAAGAAGAGGGCGAGGCGAUCGACUCUAGAGACGUCGACCUUCAUUCGCAGCGGACGAGCGACGAGGAGGGCGAGAAUGAGAACAAGAAGGAGCCCAGGGCGUACUCUCAGUUCCUCUAUGACCCUUUCGCCGAUCUCGAGUCUAUAGCGUUUUACCAUUCGCUACCCCACGCGGACGUCGUUCCCAGCUCCGUGCCGGAGGAGACCGACUUCGUCCAGUCCGCUGAUAACGCUGUUGUUCAAGUCGUCGAUGAGUUCGACGACGUCAUGACCGAGGCGUCUCGCCUUGGGGUUAUUGAAGUCAUCGACGAGGCCCCACCCAAGGACGUGCUCAAGGAUGUGGGUGAUGAUGGCGAAAUCCUAGUGGCUUCCUCCGAGCAGGCUGCUACAAGAAGCACGGACAAGGGGUACAGCUUCACUGCCAUCAACCGCGAGCACUCUCCGACCUACAGCCCGUCAAGCCCAGCGGAGUCGCGCUUGAGAUCACCCGUCACCGUUGCCUGGGAGCCCCGUUCUAGCGCUGCGUUCUCCGACGUGGCUAACUCCGGUCUCAGCAGCGUCUCUCCGCGUUACGUCCCGUUCUUUCCUCGGUCGUCAACUGCCAACAGCAGCGAGUUGGAGCACGACGAGGCACACGAAGGCUUGUGGAGCCAAGGGCUGCAUCCCGAGUUGCCCAGCGUCGUCAUGAUUCCUGAUGAGAUCGAGGAGCCCAGAUAUGACGAGGCUGAUGAGAGCGACGCGGAGAUGGAGACUGCAACCCCAAACAUGCAGGAGGUGAUCUACUCUAUCCCUCCUUCCCCUCCAGCCUCGACUAGCAGCUCUGUCGCGGAGCGCGUCGAUUACAAGGUCGAGGCGGUUCGCACGGCUGUUCCCCCCACGCCGCCGUCUCCGGCAUACAAGGCUCUCGCACCCGAGGUCUCCACCUCGGACGCGUCUUCAAUUACCCUGUCCACGGCGACCAUGGACGCUGCUACCAACACUAGCGCGCCAACUCCCCGCAAGCGCAAGCUCUCGGUCGUCGAAGAGGAGGCUUCCGCUGGGCACGCCAAAUCGGGCGCUGUUGUCGUUCCCACAGACAUUUCUACUCGCCCAACUCGCCGUCGUCGCAUUGGGACGUUUGUGACGGGUGUUGCACUUGGCGUCGGCAUUGGCGUCGUCUCGACUUUUGGUGCGCUGUACCAGCUCGGCGCGGAGUAG
Cutaneotrichosporon cavernicola is the source of this 2598-nucleotide messenger RNA. RefSeq lists its product as uncharacterized. Bases 1 to 2598 code for a protein of 865 amino acids. Gene Ontology annotation, molecular function: protein binding. The record is from RefSeq and is a predicted model, not a curated record. The transcript is spliced from 4 exons. NCBI's taxonomy places the organism in Eukaryota, Fungi, Basidiomycota, Tremellomycetes, Trichosporonales, Trichosporonaceae.